AAUUGACUGGUGCAAUUAGGUUGCUGAUAGGCUGGGAAAGAUGGGGUGACUUCAUUUCUGUGCUUGGCCAAUGAGGUUACUCGAUGGAAGUUGGGGCGCUCUGAGGGAAAUGAAGGUGUGUGACUGGGGGUAGGCUUAUUGCUCAGAUACAAAUAAACAGGUGUUUUACAUUCAGGUAAUCACCUAGGUCUAUGGUAAUUACAGCUCCAGGCCUUUCGAUCUGUUGAGUAUAUAAGGCUACGUUUUUUUUUUGUAUUCUUCAGACAGGGCUAUGUUACUUUGACCUUCCAGUAAUUCAAGUCAGUACAAAAAUAAAUAUAUAUUUUGGAAACAGAUUGCAAAUAACCAAUGGCGCUCAAAUUCAACUUGAAGGUUAAUUGCUGUGGAAUUUACCAGGUAUUUUUGGUCCUCGUCAUUUUCUGCUGUGACUGUGUCCUUGGAAUAUGCACUGUCACACACUGCACUGACACAACCAAGUGUUUGCUAUCCCUCGACAAAAGCAACUGCAAAUGUGCUGUUGGCUACUAUGGAGACCUGUGUGACAAAGUUGCUACCAUCAAUGUCAUGUGUGGCAAAGACUACAUUACUAUCAUGGUGAAUGAGGACUUUUUCCAGUACUACAAAGUACCUAUGGAAUCUCUGCACUUGAAGAAUGAGUCUUGUCGUGCCCAAAAGGAGGUUAUGUCUGAUGUCCCAUACUACAUUGUGCGGAUAUCAAAGGAUCAGUACGUUUCCUGUGGCGGUAAACCACUGGAGAAAAACAUCACUCACAUUGCAUACGCCUUAACUCUCAUGUCGGCCCCUCAAGUCUAUGGAAAUAUAAUAAGAGACCCAAUGAUAAAAAUUGAGUACACGUGUAUCUACCCAUACAUCCGCACUGUCAGUUUGCCGUACCCCAUCAUCCCCUUCUCUAGUGAGACUGUGAUGCGGAUGGGUGAGUUGGAUGCCAAGGUGGAGAUGGCCCUCUUCACAGAUCACACCUACACAGAGGCGUUCCAAAGCUCACCGCUGAUCCACCUCCGGGACAGGGUGUAUGUGGAGAUCAAGGUCGUGGAGCUGGAGGACGUCUUCCACUUGAGGGUGAAUGAAUGCUGGGCCACACAGUCCCCCAAACCCAACCAGACAGACAGCGCUGUUCACACCCUGCUGCGCAAUGGGUGUGUGAAUGACGACACUGUCACCUUUCUCAAUACGACAAUGGGCGCCAAUGGAGAGGCCUCAACCAUCCGGUACAGCUUUGACAUGUUCCGCUUUGUUGUGGAGCCUCAUGACCUGUACCUGCACUGCACAGUGCGCUUGUGCUCCCUGGACGAUGACGAACCCUGCAUUCCUGAGUGCAAAUCUAUAACCAAGAGGGCAGCAGUGCGUGGAGACCCAACUCAAGGUCUACUGUCAUAUGGACCAAUCAGGAUUGACAUACCAGACCGACCCCAAUCUAAUCUGCUGCUGCUGAUGAUUCCUGUGGCUGGCAUCUGGGUCCUGGGCCUCUUCCUCCUCGCCCUAAUCACCAUCGCUAAGGCAGGAAACCGACGACUGUCACAGCUAGCAAACCGCUGACAUCCAACUUGAAUAAAAAUAAUAAUUUCUAUGACAAUUAAAUGAGUCCCUCU
Molecule: messenger RNA, 1610 nt
Organism: Oncorhynchus mykiss (rainbow trout)
Lineage: Eukaryota; Metazoa; Chordata; Actinopteri; Salmoniformes; Salmonidae
Source: RefSeq, a predicted model, not a curated record